AUUUGCUGGUCGGCUUGAUGAAUGUUCUGCCAGAGCUCAUACUGAGAAUUGGGGCGCAGUUCUUCUCGCAGUAUGACAUAAUCUGCAAGGUGUUUCGCACUUCGAUGGUGUUUCCUCUGAUUCUGUCGUCAAACGUGUUGGUCGCACUGAGUAUCGAUCGCUUCUACGUCAUCGUUUACCCAAUGAAAAUUGGAAACGAAGGCAGCAGAUCGCGCUUCAUGAUCCUGAUGGCGUGGCUGGCCACUUUGGUGGAGACGAUCCCGUUUCCCUUCGUGUUCCACUUAGACCCCUCCUCUGGACCAGAAGGACUGCCCCAGUGUCUGGUUGAGAUAGAACAGAACCACUGGCUCAUAAUCUACGUCAUCUACUCCUGUGUCAUCUCGUUCGCUCUCCCUUUUGUCGUCAUUGUCGGAUGCUAUGUUGUCAUCAUUAUAACUGUGACGAAGAAGGCAAACGCAAGCGGGCUAAGGCUGGGCGCCAAUUUCUCCAAAUCCCCCAGUACGCAAACAAACCAAACAGCAACCGGGCAGAAAACCAACAACUCUCUGGGCCGACUGGUCUACAAGGCCAAGAAACCAGCUCACAGCCAAAAUCCAACUGCCAGUGGCAGCUCCAUGUGUCAGGCAUCGUCACGUGACUUUCAAAGUGAUGGGGCCAGUUUUUCAACGACAGCAGGGGGCUACCAUAAUGGGGGAGCCAUGAUCCGAUUGGCGUCUUCGGCUGACGGAGGCACGGGCAUGAUCGCAAGCUCAAGGGGGAUUAUUCCUCGGGCGAAGAUAAAGACGAUUAAGAUGACUGUGAUAAUCGUUGCUGCAUUUGCGAUCUGCUGGACUCCUUAUUGGGGCUACACGCUGUUCAGUUUCCAGAACAAGAGCAACGGCAGUGAUCCUAUCUGGGUCAUCAUCCAGAACCUCUCCCCCCUCAACUCGGCCGCUGACCCCCUCAUCUAUGCAGUCUUCACCACUAACCUGUGGAAGGAACUACGUCGUCUGAGAGUUGUGAAAUUCUUUUGUGGACGUUGUAUGGACCCCCAAACCCGCCCCGCCCAACGAUUGAACGACACCCAACGACGAACCCUGAACAAAGUAACGUCAGUAAACGUCACAAACACAACUAACACCACCCGAGGAAGCCUCGCGUCCAUCCGAACAUUCUCGCGAGGCUCCGUCCCGCGGGACCGACAUGAACAGGCGCCACCGGUGAAUCUGCUGAACUCAACUUUUCCUUCCCGCUGCUCCCGUAUGAUGCAACGGGAUAUUUCCAUUCCGAAAAAACCGGCCCUCAGCGUGAUCGAUUCCGAAAGCAAUGAGCAAGAACAGUCCCGAAUUUGAUAGAACGCGUUUUAUUUUUUCUGUAAACUCAACUCUCACAACUCUUUCAAUCAACGUGGGGUCUACUCUUUUAACCGAAGGGCCGAAUAGUCAGCAUUUAAAAAAUAAAACAUACUUGAACACUGUGUCUAACUGAAAUAUCACGCUGAUUUCUGCACUCUUUUGAAUGUUUGAAAAGUGAAUGCUGAUUGCGGCUACCAUAACUUUGGACAUUUGGUCCUUUUGGCUUGAGGGAUUCUUCUAUUGACAGAUCAGAUUUUGUUCAUAGUUAGUGCUCGCUGUUUAACAAAAAUGAGAGCAGUUUGUAUCGAAUCUUAGAAGAAUCAAAAACUUUAUUAAUCAUUUUGCGGUUCGACCAAAUCAACUUUCCAGACACUUAUGAAGAGUGAUGAAACCCUAA
Molecule: messenger RNA, 1731 nt
Organism: Symsagittifera roscoffensis
Lineage: Eukaryota; Metazoa; Xenacoelomorpha; Acoela; Convolutidae
Product: cardioacceleratory peptide receptor-like
Biological process (GO): G protein-coupled receptor signaling pathway; cellular response to hormone stimulus
Cellular component (GO): plasma membrane
Molecular function (GO): peptide binding; G protein-coupled receptor activity
Source: RefSeq, a predicted model, not a curated record